Mercenaria mercenaria is the source of this 5234-nucleotide messenger RNA. Its product is annotated as transcription factor 21-like. The transcript is spliced from 2 exons. The record is from RefSeq and is a predicted model, not a curated record. NCBI's taxonomy places the organism in Eukaryota, Metazoa, Mollusca, Bivalvia, Venerida, Veneridae. Gene Ontology annotation, biological process: developmental process; regulation of transcription by RNA polymerase II. The coding region runs from base 719 to 1171 and encodes 150 amino acids. Gene Ontology annotation, molecular function: DNA-binding transcription factor activity, RNA polymerase II-specific; protein dimerization activity; RNA polymerase II transcription regulatory region sequence-specific DNA binding.
GGAUAGAGAAAAUACUAUAAUCUGGAAUAAUUUGAUAGUGGCAUAAAAAUAAAAUACCGACGCCAAGUCUAUCAACAUACUAUAAAGAAAAACUGUAAUCAUAUAUAAAAACAAAAAACAAUUAAAGUCUGAAAUAAACAUCAAUCACGGUAAAGAAACGACUCGGAAUAUUUAUCUCAGUAUAACUUUAACUCGUACAUCAUUACUGAUGUAUUUAUUGGUGCUUUAAACCAAUUUAGGUACAAUUAGUGUUCAACGACUUUAUUUAUUGCGCCAUACAGUUUUCAUUCGGCGUCCAAAAAGACGGUGCCCGCGCUAUUAAGUUUCAUUUUCUAGCCUGAUAAGCCAGUAGGAAGGGCAAGGAAGGACAGGUGUACGCGUGACACGGGUAUGUUGAUUAGGUUGUAUAAUAUAGAUAAACAUAAGAGUUAUUACUUCAGAAUUUUGAUGGAAAACAUACCCAAUCUACUGCCAUAUGCGAAUCUUCAAUCGUUGCAGGAGAAAUAGAAUACCGCCGAUUACUAGCAUGACACUUUGCCGACAGUUUGUGGCUUCUAAAACCGUUCCUAUUUCAUCUGUCUAAAAAAUCUAACUUAAUAAUGUAACACUAUUAUCCUUUCAAAUACAGUCAUAAAUAAUUGACAGGAUUAAAAAAAAUAAUUCGAAACUAAAGGAAAUAAUUCGUAUUUUGUGGAAUUAACCCAAAGUGACAGUGAUAAUGCCAAGAAGACGCAAGGAACACAAAGAAAGCGAAGACGACGAGGAUUGUUCAAUGAGAAAGUUGUCAAAACAACACCAUCCAAUUCAAAGACAUGCGGCAAAUGAAAGAGAACGUAGCAGAAUGAGGGUUUUAAGUAAAGCGUUUUCAAAAUUAAAGACAACUUUGCCAUGGGUACCUUCAGACACAAAAUUAUCGAAAUUAGACACUUUAAGACUUGCGUCAAGUUAUAUUGCACAUUUAAAACAGAUUCUAGACGGUAAUGAAGAAGAGGAACAGUGCAAUCAGCCUAGUACUAUACAUCCACUAAAUCUGACAUGGCCGUUCAGUUUUCAAGGCAAGGUAGAACACAAUGGAUUCUCUCACAUGGAUAACGGAAAGAGCGAUAAAGACUCGAGCAGUGCAUUAUCAGAGGAUCAAAAUUUGGACGAUCUUGUCUCUGGAUCACCGUAGAAUGACUUGAACUCUCCUGGAACUGGAAUGAUUUAUUCCUGUUAAUAUCCUGGAUUAUUCUGUUCACUUAAAAUUAAGAGAUAGGCGACAGAACGAGAGUGUUAAUUUCAACUUUUAAAUUUACAGCGACCAUGACCAAAUGUUGCAAGACUUCGUUUGAAGCUCAAGUCUUGAAAAUUGACGAUUGGAAAGGUUGCGUUUUCAAGCCAAUGAAUUAUCGUACCUGAGCACAAACAAGCUUCAGGGUAUGGUUAAGGAAAACACGAACUAUUUCUCUGUCUAUGUGAAAAAAAAAUGGUGCACAAACGUUUACAUGUCGUAAUACCAUUGUUUCAAACGCUAACCGUUACACGGCGGCGGUAGCGACCAGGUAAUUUACAGUUCACAUAAGGAUAUAAAGCUAAAAUGUUGAUAUUAAGGUAAAGAAGGCUUAUGAGAGCACCAUCUAGCGGAACGUCACGACGCCACGUCUUUGCGAUCUAAGCGUUUACGGUAAACAGCUUGUAUGCUAACGAUUUCAUUUCGCAUCCAGUUUUUCGUCAUAUUUAAACAAUUAUAUAUCUAAUUUUUGUUUAUAAAGGAGUGGAUAUAACUACUGCCUACUUUUAAUAUAUUUUCUGAUAUAAUUCAUUUCCAUCAAAGCUGGAAUGAACGACUAGAAACAAAAAAAAAAUAUGUUCAGAGUAAAAAAAUGGCUAUACUUUUGUCAGCAUUUGACCGUAUUCAUAUUGAACACUCAGAUGAAAUCUUCCACAGUUUUUAUCAGUAUGUGUAUUUUUUUCAAAUUUCAAUAUUAUAGCUGGAUAUAGCCGCUAAAUCGAUUACAUUGUCAACUUAAGCUUGGAACAAAACCGGGUGAUAUGAAUGAGCUGAAGUAUAAAAUAAGAAAGAUAAAAAAUUUAGAACCCCGAUUCCCCGAAACAUGACCGCUCAGGGACUGUUUUAAAACAACACUCCUAAUUAAAAAAAAACAGCACUGUCCUGACAAAAAUAUGAAUAAACGGUAGCGUUGUUAAACUCGCAAAAGUGAUAACAAUGAACUUUCGCGUUUUAACAAUUAACUGUUAUCUUCCGAGCGUGUUUGAUUGCUCCUUGUUUCAUAUAUAAAAUAAUACAAGCAUAUCUUUUUAACACAGAACAAAAACAACUGGGCCGGGCUGCAAGUUAUUUCAACAUCGACAUACAGCCAUUCAUACAUUGUCAACUUUCAUCUUUUUAAAUGAACAUUGUGUACGGCAGCUGAAAUGAUCGAUAAUGAGAGGUAUUUGUGAACUUGGCAAUAGCCAAAGCCCCACUCAACGCACAGUUGCACACAGGGGAAAUUUUACAGUGUUCAAGAAUCGUGUUCAUGCUUUUUUUUCUUCUUUAUAUAGAUCAUAAGUGUUUUCAGGAUUCUUUUUAAACAGUCCAGAAAAGAAAAAAAUCGGGUCGCGAAAAUACGUAAUAUUUGACAACUACGCUCACUAUGGAAUGACAACAUUCUGUAAACAAGAUUUUGAUAUUUUGUUCAAUAAAUAUAAACAAGAUUUUGAUACUUUGUUCAAUAAAUACUAAUAUUUGUGUGUGUUUUUGGAAGGAUUUUACUUAUGUUAAUGCCAGAAUGUAUUGAUUUUUUUUGCUUGCACGCAUCGUUCAUGUUACUUUUUAGUACUUAAAAUAGAAAAAAAAAGACUGGUUUUCCCAGUUCUUUCUGAAGUUAACUGUUAACAAUAUCUGGCCUUUACUUUUUCAGCACUUUCACGUUUCGAAAAUACUUCGAAUACUUUAGAUUGUAAAGGUGUUUUGAAAUCGUCAGUUAGUAGGUCUCUGAAUUUAUAACAUGUUUUUGACAGAUAAUUAUUCAGCGGUAAUUAUAGACGGCGAAUAAAGUUUUCAUCAGAAAUCUACCAGGAUAGAUUGGUUUAACUGUCGUCUGCAAUGAAGAAUAUUGGUGCUAGUUACAUGGCGGGGGAAGACGUUCUCAAAAAGUAGCCCGUUGAAAGCAUCUCCUAUAAUGCUAGAUUAGUAAGACUGUAUGAUUUUUUUCAGAUUGCCUUCAUUUGUCGUCUGCGUUCUUCCGCCUAGGCAAUGCCGUCGUCAUAGUUGGCCCACGCUUUGAGUACAGUCCACUUUAUCGAUUUUCUACACUUCGCUGACAACUAGCUGACCGAGGGUUACUUUCCUAUUUGGCAUAAUUAAUUCUGCAGCUUAAAUAAUCGCCAGUUUCUGUCGCCAAAUCAAAAAAAAAUAUUCGCCAUUUAAAUUAAAUAAUAACAAAUGGCGAUCGACAGCGCGAGCCCUGAAAUUUAUUACUGUCAAAGUAAGCAUUCCUUCGGUGAAUAGUCGGAGUACAUAUUUGAAAAAUUACAUCACCUUGUAAGUUUCAAAGGGCUUGUUUUAUAAAAUGGAAAAAAUACUUUUUGAAUCAAAUGUUGCGCCGAAAUUAAAUUAAUCGCCAUAAAAACGGCAAAGUCACAACUAUUUACGGUAGGCUAAAACGUAAAUUUUCGACGUCAUUUGCGCAAAAAGUGUGCAUUUGACCUUUUCAAUAGUUGUACAUCGGGUAAAGAUCAACUUUUGCUUUUAUUUAAACAGGUUAUCAAGAAUCCAUCUUGUUUUUGAAAAUACCGCUCAUUACGCCUUCUUAACCUUAACUCAUCUUCAAUGUUAAAAAGUGAAUUUUGCAUGACAUAUUUUGUCGGUUCUGGUAAAAUUGAAACACAAAAAUCCGGUUUACAUUGCAUGCAAAUUAUAUUGUAGGUACAAAAGUGUAAUACUACUUAUUUGCAUCUUUACUAAAAUAAUAAAGUAAAUAAUGGCAGACAUAGUUUCAAAAAUAGUCUGUAUCAAAUUCAGUAAGUACAAUUUUGUGAUAUUUUGCGAAAAAUUGGAUCGGUUCCUGUCAACUUGCAAACAAAAAAACAAACGAGCGCCAGAUUUUGAACUUUCAAUGCACUUUUUAAUUCGUACUGAUGACCGCAAUAACACAGUAAUAUAUGUUACUAGAAUAUUAUUUAGGUAUAGAUCGUUAAUUUUAUUUGUUGGAAACUGUUCCGCCGACAAUAAUGUGUAACAAGCUUUCUACCUUUUUUUUAGUGUUUAGUUUCUUACAAAACAUUUAGCAGGACACAGGUCUAAAAAAGUGCUGUCAAGAUAAAAGGGACUGUCUUGAUUAAUGAAUUUUUAAGUUUCUCCUUUGAACUGAACCGAAAAAAAUAUACAUAAACAAGUUUUCCUUGAACAGACAAUAUUCCACUUUCAAACUUUAAAGAUACACAGAAGAUCAUUUACAUUUACAAAAAUUGUCGUUUUAAAAAAUAUACGAUCAGAUAUUUUCUAUUUUUUCUCUGUCAGUUCUAAGCUCAUUGUAAACAAAGAAAAGCAUGUUCUAAUCAAGUUCAAUUAAACAAUCUUUACCAGUUACAUUUCAUUAUUUCAAGUGUCUCUGAAGGCAUUUGUGUUGUUAUUUUAUAUUAUAGUUUUUUUUUAAUCAACCUUAUAGCUGCAAAAUGUACCAGAUGACAGUGUUAACAUUGUGUAUGUAUGCAUUCUCUAGUACAUCAUUAUUGUUAGAGAGUUUAACGAUCAAAAUAAUAUGUGGAAUGGCAAGACAUUUUUGUAUAGACGGAUUUACAAAGCUAUUGGUUGCCCUAAUGUUUUACCGUAUGUUUUGAUUUUACCGCUCAUGCACUCUUUACGUGUGGCAAAAAGACCGCUCAACAAUAAGGAAACCUACAUAAGCGCGAUUCAUGGAUUUACCGAUUCUAUUCUGGUGUUCGUUUCAAUUGGAAUAAAUCUGUAACCCCGUCGAAAAGUUUUUAAGUCUUUAACUAUUCUUAAUUAUACUUUUAAUUCUAAUGAUAUUAUCACGUAAGCUAAUAGCGACAGGUUGUAAGUUCUGUCGGAUGUAAUGUUAAGAAAUGUCCAUACACACAUAAGCUUUUUAAGUUGAUGGAAAAUAUCAGUUUCUCAUUUUUCUUUAAACUAACUUUGUCGAGAUGAAAGAUCAAUAUUGCUGAAAAAUAGUUUAUUGCCUGUUAAUGCGCAUUAAUCUAAGUAUCUCAUUUUGAACAAGGCAAAUGUG